UCAAGUCACUUGUGUGCAGUGCUCCGCUGAUUUGCAUGUAGCCGUGUUGAGAUUUUAUCUAUCUAGCUGUAUAUUUCCUACACUGCACAUUUUUUCUAUUCGGCCCCGGGGGAAAGAAAACAGUUUAAGGAAACACGGAAGUUAGAUGCCUGUGUGACUCUAAGCAUUAAAUCUAUGCGUCGAACGGCGAGACGACAGCGGCGCUUCUUCCUCCAUCACUCCGGAAGUGACGCGCAGCUGCUGUCAAAGCCCACGGUAGUGAGUAAGACAGACUGGAGAGUAAAUAACCUUUUCGUGUUCGGUAUCGUCGUCUCCAUCUUUAAAGGGCUGCCGCGUAUCUCAUCGUGCGGGGAGCGAGAUGGGGGCAGUACUGGGCCUCUGCUCCAUGGCGAGCUGGGUAAUGUGCCGAAUUCGCGAUGGCGGCUUCUCUGCUUCCUUCCCUCUCAUGCGGCCCAUCGCGGGGUGAGGGGAAUGGCUAUACCAUGUUUGUGUGGCAGUGCCCCAUGUCUGUUGUGCCGAUGCUGCCCCAGUGGAAAUAACUCUACUAUAACAAGAGUGAUCUAUGCUCUUUUCUUGCUCCUUGGUGUGGGUGUUGCAUGUGUGAUGCUAAUUCCAGGAAUGGAAGAACAGCUGAAGAAGAUUCCUGGGUUUUGUGAUGGCCAGGUAAACUGCGAUGUUUUAGUAGGAUAUAAAGCAGUGUAUCGGGUGUGCUUUGGUAUGGCCAUGUUCUUUCUCCUGUUCUCCUUAUUGAUGAUCAAAGUGAAGAGCAGCAGUGAUCCAAGGGCAGCAGUACACAAUGGAUUCUGGUUCUUUAAAUUUGUCAUAGCUGUCGCAAUUACAGUUGGAGCAUUUUUUAUUCCAGAAGGACCCUUUACAACAGUGUGGUUUUAUGUAGGCAUGGCAGGUGCUUUCUGCUUCAUUCUUAUCCAGCUGGUUUUACUUAUUGAUUUUGCCCACUCUUGGAAUGAAUCUUGGGUUGAAAAAAUGGAGGAAGGAAACUCCAGAUGCUGGUAUGCAGCUUUGCUAUCUGCCACAGCAUUAAAUUAUCUUCUGUCUCUGGUGGCAAUUGUCCUCUUUUAUAUUUAUUAUACUCAACCCGAUCGCUGUUCUGAAAAUAAGGCAUUCAUCAGUGUCAAUAUGUUGCUGUGUAUUGGAGCAUCUGUAAUGUCAAUUUUGCCUAAAAUCCAGGAAUCACAACCAAGAUCUGGGUUGUUGCAGUCAUCAGUGAUCACAGUUUAUACAAUGUAUCUAACUUGGGCAGCAAUGACAAAUGAGCCAGACAGACAAUGCAAUCCAAGCUUGCUGAGCAUAAUUGGCUAUAAUUCCACAAGUACUCCAAGCAAGGGUCAGUAUGUCUAUUGGUGGGAUGCCCAAGGAAUUGUUGGCCUCAUCCUAUUCUUAAUGUGUGUUCUUUACUCAAGCAUCCGGACAUCCAAUAAUAGCCAGGUAAAUAAACUGACACUAACCAGUGAUGAGUCAACCCUGAUAGAAGAUGGACUUCCUAGGAAUGAAGGCUCCCUUGAUGAAGGAGAUGAUUUCCACCGUGCUGUUGAUAAUGAGAGAGAUGGAGUUACUUACAGUUAUUCAUUCUUCCACUUCAUGCUUUUUCUUGCUUCGCUUUACAUCAUGAUGACUCUAACCAACUGGUAUAGUCCUGAUCCCACCUCUGCAUUAAUGACCAGUAAGUGGCCGUCUGUCUGGGUGAAGGUAUCUUCCAGCUGGAUUGGUAUAGUCCUCUACGUCUGGACUCUGGUGGCUCCACUUGUUCUAACAAACCGUGAAUUUGACUAAGCAAAGCAUCUCAUCUGAAGGCUCCUACGUGGUUUUGUUGCUAAUUUGAAGAUAACAGUAUUCAGCACCACGAUGUAAUUUGUAAAUAUAUGUGGGUGUUGUCUAUGUAGUUUAUCGUGUUGUCUUCUGCAUGGUUAUACUUCUAGAUCAUGUUAUCUUGCUGUUUCAGUGGAUAUUGUCUAGUUGAGCUUGAUGAUGAUUAAUACUAAGCCUUCUUUUAAGUGGCAGUUAGAGGGAAGUAAAGCCGUGUGUUGGAGAUAGAGAGCAGGGAAGAGGAUGCUAACUGUCCCUCGUUGCUAUUGUUGGCACCUUCCAGUUCAUGGACAGUGAUUGUAUGAAGUAGGGAGACUUUUGUAUCCAUGGAGGCUCUCUGGGUGUUAGAACCCUGAUUGGGAGUCUUCAUAGAUACAAAGAUUUCCUGCAUGAUGCAGUCACCUUCCAAAAAUUGGAAGGUGAUGAAAAAUGUGUGUGUGGGGGGUGUUAGUGUGCCUAUCCCAAUGUCUUGUCAUGUGUUUCCUUUCCCCUAACUAGCACUUGAAGAGGGCUCUAGGGUCAAACAAAAUAUGGCAGCGGUUCCAUAUGUGUAACACACAGAACUUCCCCAAUUGCCUAUAGGGGCAUCUGCUUUUGAAAAGGGGUGUGCAGGUGAGUACAGAACUUUUCCCUGUCCUUAGCUUUUCUUCCUACAUCUCUUCUCUUCUGGCAUAUUUAUUCCAUCUGGGAUCUUGAUAGUGGAAGGAAACAGGGCUGAGAGAAAAGCAUGAAGGGAGAGAAGCUAAAGGUAAAACAUGGGGUGGUUCUGUUUCCGGUUUCCGUAAUGUGCUUUUUGUAUUUAUUUUUUUUAUUAACCCCCCCCCCAUUGUUGCUUUCUAUGUGAUGGGAGCAUUUCUGCGCAAGAAUGCUUGCAGUUCUGUCUGUUUUGGCCUUUGUUACCAUAGAUUAGGGCUGAGUCAGAAUUAGGAGGUUCUUUUCAUUAAACAAUUUGCAAAAAAAGGUUAUCCCAUUUUGGUGAUCUUUUAGAGGGGCAAUUGUAGAUGGGGUGGAAAUGUUUAUUUCCCUUAGGCAGCAACUGUUACUUUGAAGAAAGCUGCUUUCAGUAUAAUCCUUCCUCUCUUCAAGUGAGCAGAGGCAGAUCAGGGUUUGCAACACCAUUAAAGGCAACACUCUUCUAAGCAUUGCCUCCGCCUCUUUAGGGCAAAUACUUUGCCAAUUGCACAGUGAUUUCCCCUCAACAGUGGGAGUAUUGUCUUUGAAAAUGUGUUCUCCAUGAAAUGUCACAUUUCAUAUGAGAUGUGUAACCCCCAAAUAUUUGACUCAGCCCUACUGCUGAAGCACUCCUAGCUCUUGUUUUGAGUGAAAAGAUGCAUUUCAAAAAGUGCGUUUCAAUGCAUAUAAAUAGGCCAAGAUUGAAAUCUAAUCACUUGCAGUUAUAAUCAGAUGGGAAACCAUGAAGUGUUAAAAGUAAGCUAGGACUGUCCUUGACAAUCUUAUUGGCCUUGAUUGCCGUUUAAGUUUAUUAAGUGUUGCAGGGCAAUUUGCUUGUAAGUACACUGUUAACUGUGAUCUAGCAAGGAAUGCUAAAAAUGUAGUCUUAUCUCUUGCAGCUGUGAUACAUACCUGACAAAUUGAAGAAAAUAAAGCAAUAGUAAGAGGCAGGUGAUGGCUGCUAGCCUUUUGAUGAUACUCAGUUAAGCACAUAUGGAUGGUUGCGUAGGAGAGUCUGAUAAGUGAGAAUCAAAUAUCAGGUGUGAAGUCUUGAUUACCUUUAGGUGACAGCUGAUCUAUAGAGCUACAGCUUUUGUUUGUUGAACAAAUGCACAGAAACAUCAAAUCUAAGCCUUAGCUGAUGAUGAGGCAAAACAAGGAGUGGGGGGUAGCAAGAAUAUGCCUUUGAUUCAGUUGCCAUUUUAAUAAAAUUUUGUGGUUUUUUUGAAGGGCAAAGAGCCCCACCUAGAUUGGAGUUGGUAUGAGCAUGUAAGAAAACAGUCCUUUAUAGGGUUGCCAGGCUCAGGGCCUGAGACUGAUCCUGUAUCUUUAGAAGAGUCAGCCAAGUGCUGGUGUUCUUGCAACAUUGUAACGGGAAAAACCACAAGGUGGAAUUCUCCCUUCCCCCUGCACAACUUUUAAAGAUACAGAAGACCUCUUGGAGGCUGGGCCUUGUCUUCUGUAUCUUUAAAAGUUGUGCAGGGAGAAGGAAGAAUGUCACCUUGUGGUUUUUCCCAUUACGGUGUUGCAAGAACACCUGCAUUUGGCUGAUUUUCUCUUCUAAAGAUACAGGAGCAGUCUUAAGCCCUGAACCUGGCAACCCUAGUCAUUUACAAUUCUGGACUGUUUUCUGUAAGUACAGGACCUGCUUUAGAAGAAUGUGAACAGGAGUAAAUGUUUCAGGUUGCAUCUGAAAUUAUGAAAAACUGCAUGAGACUUUUAGAUACAAAAAAGUCACCAUUUUGACCAGAUUGUUUUUUGAAGUGCAGUGAAACUGCAUGUUACAGACUUCUAAUUUUUGUCAUUUGAUAGCAAGAGUGGGUCUUCUUUUUUAACCUAAUCACUACUUGAACGUACUUAAGGGUAGCGCUCAUUACAACAAAUUGGAAUUAUGGCGUGAAAUAGAUUGGUGUCCCUCACUGCCGUUAGCUAGAUAAAUGUUUUCCAGGCUGACAAAAGUAGAUUUCAGGUAUAGCUUUUUUUGUGGAAAAGUAGCAGCUACAUUUUUAUAGACUGUGGCUCAAAUAUCGAGUGGCUAUAAUCUAGUUUAAUUUGCAAUUAAGAAGUUAUGCAUCUUUUCUGAAAUACUUUCCUGGAUAGGUUGAUGACAUAUCAAUAAUUCAUUUUCAGUUAAACACUUGCAUUUCAAUAGCUGAUCUUUACAUAAAUGUCAUUGAUUCUUUGGUCCGAGGCAUUAGAGAACCUGAACUAUUUUACUUUUUGUAAUCUAGUACUGCUGCUAAUCCUAUGUGUCCAUUGCCGGCAGUGGAUUUACACCUGAAAAAUCUUAUAUUUACAUAAUCCAGAAACUUAAGUGUUUUGCAUAGUUUUUGUGUUGGAAAUCUUCAAAUACUGUGUUUUGGUUCACCUUAGGAUUGUCCAGCUAUGAGAAAAUUAUUUCAGCUGUACCAGUGCUGCUGUGCAUUUACUGAUUAUCAACGGUGACAUUUACAUUUAACACACACUAAUAUAUACUUAAUGGGUGACUUAGGCUCGACAUGAAUGCAAUUUGGGAGGUAGCUUUAAUGUUUAGCCAUUUUGUGUGUGUAUGCUAUAACUAUUAAUAAAUAUUCAUAUAAGAUGGCACUUUAA
Messenger RNA from Rhineura floridana, 5088 nucleotides. RefSeq names its product serine incorporator 1 (gene SERINC1). NCBI's taxonomy places the organism in Eukaryota, Metazoa, Chordata, Lepidosauria, Squamata, Rhineuridae. The transcript is spliced from 11 exons. The record is from RefSeq and is a predicted model, not a curated record. The coding region runs from base 175 to 1791 and encodes 538 amino acids. Gene Ontology annotation, cellular component: membrane.